AAAUGUCAAGCGUAAUAAUCACAAAGGUCAACGCGUUAUCUCUCUCUGAUUUGAUGCGACUGCUAGCAGUGUGUUGCCUCACGUUCAACUUAAAUGACCACAGAAGAAUCUUACGCUUUGGACACCGUAGCGAAAGACCCGCCCACGUUGCGGAAAUGGUACGGGACGAGACACACGCAGAUACUCCUUCUCUUUCUUAUCAGCGCCAUCGAGUUUGGAACUCGGAUCCAUCUCUCCGUCGCCAUCGUCGCGAUGACAACGGCCAACUCCAGCGCAAACCCCGACGUAUCGACCUACAACUGGAGCUGGACCGAUCAUAGCGUGGUGUUGUCCUCGUACUAUUGGGGUUACGUGCCGCCGCAAUUAAUCGCCGGUCACUUGGUGGGGCGAUUCGGUGCGAAAUGGUUUCUGUUGCUGUCGGCAUUCGGCGGUUCCCUGUGCGCAAUUAUUAUUCCGUUUUUAGCCGCUUUUGGCCCUUGGACGGUGGUGGUCUCCAGAGUGGUUCAGGGAAUUUGCCACGGAUUUUUAUGUCCGUGUUGUCAUAGUAUGCUGGCGCAAUGGGUGCCAAAAUUCGAAAGGGCUCGACUAACUGCAUUUGUUUACGCUGGUGGACCGUUGGGGAUGGUGCUGUCGUUGGCUCUGAGUGGGUGGAUGUGCGGUUGUUGGCUGGGUUGGCCGCUUAGCUUUUAUGCGCACGGUUUGGUUGGAUUAAUCUGGUCCAUACUCUGGAUUUUUGUUGGCAGAGGAAGCCCUGCUGAGCAUCAAGGAAUUAGUCGUGAAGAACGCAUAUACAUCGAAACCUCAAUAGACGCUGGAGAUAAAAUACGCGUUACCUCCACUCCAUGGAGGUCGAUCUUCACGUCACUACCAGUCUGGGCGAUACUGGUGGGUAGUUGUGGAGAGGUUUGGGUAUUGACAACCUUGAUGACUAACAUCCCGACGUUCAUGGCAAAUGUCUUGCAUUUCGAAAUUGAGGAGAAUGGGUUAAUAUCCGCUGGUCCAUUUCUAGUUUUCUGGAUUUGUAGCUUCGGUUGGGGUUACCUCAUCGACUUUAUCAUUACACGUGGAAUUGUGUCUACUAGUACGGCACGGAAGAUUGCGACGGGAGUUGCUCUCUACACUCCAGGAAUCGGCCUUUUUGCUAUGGGGUUAAUAAGCGGCCUUAAUUUCGACGUCACCGCCAUAACGUUGGUCAUCCUCUUUGUUUCUGUUGGAAUUGCAUCCGGUUUCCUAAGUGGACUUCAAGUAAACCACAUAGACUUGUCACCCAUACACGCGAGCACGCUGAUUGGGCUUACGAAUGGUACCGCAAAUAUUCUCUCCGUGGUCGCACCGUUAAUUGUGCACUUAAUCGUCGUGGAAGCUACCGAUCCCGCACAAUGGGGCGUGUUAUUCUAUAUUGCAUCGGCCAUAUGCGUAACCUGCACGACCUUUUAUGUUAUUUUUUCUUCGGGUGAAACUCAAACAUGGAACGGCACUGACACCAAUUCAAGUAGUCAAAAACACCAGGCAAGAAGUGCACCCGAACAAGUUAGGCUUGAGCCUAUUUGAAAAAUAUUUUUUUUAAUUAUGAUAUAUUAAUUUUAUUAUAUACAGAUUAGUAGUUAAACUGCCCCACACAAUUUUUGUAAACUUGUAUACAUUUUCAGUUAAAACUAAAUGAAAACUUGACAGGCAAAGCAAAAAUCAUCGGGC
Messenger RNA from Photinus pyralis (common eastern firefly), 1695 nucleotides. Its product is annotated as putative inorganic phosphate cotransporter. Gene Ontology annotation, biological process: monoatomic anion transport; transmembrane transport. The transcript is spliced from 6 exons. Gene Ontology annotation, cellular component: plasma membrane. The coding region runs from base 94 to 1551 and encodes 485 amino acids. Lineage: Eukaryota; Metazoa; Arthropoda; Insecta; Coleoptera; Lampyridae. The record is from RefSeq and is a predicted model, not a curated record. Gene Ontology annotation, molecular function: transmembrane transporter activity.